GGCCACAGUGCUAGUUCCGUUCACUGUGGGCGCUUCUUAAUUUCCGUAAAUAUAAGUAAGUCGAGGAAGGCACCAUGAAGCGGUAUCUCACUCCUUUGAAGAUCCAACUCAACCACGCUCUCUAGCAACCCCACAGUCAUUCCUUGAUCAACUGAUCAGUCAUUCAUUCAUUCAUUAUGCUUACCUCUACCUUCGUUUUGGCCCUUGCUGGCCUCUCCUCUAUGAUCGAGGCAUCUCCUCUUCAGGCACGCGGUGGAAGCAAGCGUGGUCUUGCGUUCCCCAAGAACCACAAUGGUGUUUCUGGAUCUCAGUGGACUCAUAAGUUCGCCGGCUCCAAGGUCUCUUGGAUGUACGACUGGGAGGCAGUCAUCGAUGGAACCCCCCUCGACCUCGAAUAUGUUCCUCUUCUCCACUCCAACCAGCAGUGGUGCACUGAGGGCUGGAACACCAACAUCGCCAACGCCAAGAAGAACUAUAAGGUUUCACACGUGUUGAGUUUCAACGAGCCCGACCAGGUUGGUGGUGGAGGUUCCAACAUCGACGUCGCUACUGCCGCCGCGACCCACAAGACGUUCAUCCAGCCCCUCGCCUCUCAGGGCCUCCGUAUCGGCUCUCCUUCCGUCACCAACGCCGACGAGCCCAACAAGGGAAUCAACUACCUCAAGAAGUUCAUGUCUGCCUGCAACGGCUGCCAGAUCGACUUCGUCGUCGCCCACUACUAUGCCGGAGACAACGCUCAGGACUUCAAGAACUACCUCACCAAGUUCCACCAGACCUUUAACAAGCCCGUCUGGGUCACUGAAUUCGGUGUAACUUCUGGCAACGCCGACGAGUUCCUUAAGCAGGUUCUUCCCUGGAUGGAUGCUCAGCCCUGGAUCGAGCGUUACGCCUACCACAUGGUCGCACCUAGCACCGACCAAAAGUACCUCAUUUCUGCUGAUGGUCAAAGCCUGUCUAGCAUUGGCAAGAUUUUCGCCAAUGCUUAGACGUUUGCUGUCUUGAUAGACGCAUCACGAGUUACGACCUUUUACCUUUUACCUUCUUGAUACCACGUUACCUUCUUGUCUAUAGACUUUGUCGAGACUUCGGUCCAUU
Alternaria rosae is the source of this 1095-nucleotide messenger RNA. RefSeq lists its product as uncharacterized. NCBI's taxonomy places the organism in Eukaryota, Fungi, Ascomycota, Dothideomycetes, Pleosporales, Pleosporaceae. The coding region runs from base 177 to 986 and encodes 269 amino acids. Gene Ontology annotation, cellular component: fungal-type cell wall. The transcript has a single exon. The record is from RefSeq and is a predicted model, not a curated record. Gene Ontology annotation, biological process: fungal-type cell wall polysaccharide metabolic process.